This is a messenger RNA of Aspergillus steynii IBT 23096, 1136 nucleotides long. RefSeq names its product NAD-dependent epimerase/dehydratase family protein. The record is from RefSeq and is a predicted model, not a curated record. The coding region runs from base 1 to 1071 and encodes 356 amino acids. NCBI's taxonomy places the organism in Eukaryota, Fungi, Ascomycota, Eurotiomycetes, Eurotiales, Aspergillaceae. The transcript has 6 exons.
AUGUCGCAAAACAUCCUUAUUACUGGAGGUUCUGGCUACCUCGGCGGAACCGUUUUGGCCCGAUGGACGGAGGCGGGGCUCCUCGAACAUGGAAAGCUUUUCAGUCUCGUCCGGACAGACUCACAGGCCGAGGCAACUCGGCAACUGUACGGCGCUGAGCCUCUGAGAAUUGACCUGGAAGAUGAAGAUGCCGUCAAGAACACCAUCGUCUCUAACAAGAUCACGAUUGUGCUCUAUCUGAUUGAUGCUUAUUAUCUCAAGAAUCAAAUUGCGUUUAUCAGAGCCCUCGCCGAGACCAAGAAACAAAUUGGCCAAGACGCCCAUUUCAUUUAUACCACCGGGACCAAGCAAUUCUCAAGCCUCUCCGGCUCUCCAAUCGAUCGGGAUCUGGUUGAUAAUGAGCCCCACCUCUUCGAUAUUCAUAAGGCGCAGAACGCACCGCAUGAGGAGUUGCAAACCGCAACCGACACGAACAUCGCAGUUGUGGAAGCAGGCAUCGAGCAUGGUGUGAAGAUUUAUGUCUUCUCUCCUUGUAUUGUUUAUGGCAAGGGCGAAGGCUUCGGUAACAAAAUCUCUAUUCAAACUGUGGAUGUUGUGAUUGCCGCAACCGCAGCUGGCCGAAUGUAUGAAUUCGACCAGAAGGGACAGAUAUGGCCGGUGUCACACGUCCUCGAUACCGUGUCCCUCUAUUUUACUUUGCUCGACGCUAUUUUGAAAAAUAAGAACCCCGGACAUGGAAAAAAUGGAUUCUACUUAGCAUCAUCUGGAAAGGUCGCUUGGCACGAUAUAUACGCCGGGAUCGCUAAAGGCCUAGCCAGGCGCGGGAAAAUACCGGAUGAGCGGAUUGAACUGAUGAACGACACGGCUCUCGAGAAAAUUGCCAAAGCUCAAAAGGUUUCUCCGUCGUCAGUCAUUGUCAAGAUUGGUGGAAGGUCGACUUAUACAGCAGCGAACGGGAAGUCUCUGGGGUGGAUGCCACAAUACCCUCCUGAGCAUAUACUCGAGAGCCUUGACAAGGAGGUUGAGAUAAUUCUCGAAGAGCUUGACUCAAGGCACCAGGGAACUCGAUAGAUAUUAGUAUGAACCAUGAUAAUUGUGCAUUUGCACACACUAUCUAUGUGCUUGUUGGUGUUUUC